AAGGGACCUCUGCACUGGGGGCAGUAUGGCGGCCUGGGCUGCGGCGGCGCGGCGACCCUGGCUCGGGCUCAACCUGCUGCCUAGGGCACCGUGGGAGCGGCCGCGCCGGCUGCAGCACGGGUGGCAGCCCGGCGCGUCCGAUCAGCCCAUACAAAUGGAGAACCCCUACAAAGAGCCUCCUAAAAGGUGUGUCUUGUGUGGAAUAAGUGUAGACUACAAGAAUGUGCAGCUUCUGUCCCAGUUUGUUUCUCCAUACACUGGUUGCAUUUAUGGCAGGCAUAUAACAGGCUUGUGCAACAAGAAGCAGAAGGAAGUUACAAAAGCCAUUAAAAGAGCUCAAGUGCUUGGAUUUAUGCCAGUUAUGUUUAAGAACCCAUCAUUUCUCACAGACCCCAAGAUAUGUAAUGUCAAGUAUCCAGAGUAAUAUGUCGUAAAUAAAUAAACACUAAAACUAUUUUUUAUGUA
Messenger RNA from Colius striatus (speckled mousebird), 465 nucleotides. It is a transcript of the gene MRPS18C, whose product is annotated as mitochondrial ribosomal protein S18C. Gene Ontology annotation, cellular component: mitochondrial small ribosomal subunit; ribosome. The transcript is spliced from 6 exons. NCBI's taxonomy places the organism in Eukaryota, Metazoa, Chordata, Aves, Coliiformes, Coliidae. The record is from RefSeq and is a predicted model, not a curated record. Gene Ontology annotation, molecular function: small ribosomal subunit rRNA binding; structural constituent of ribosome. The coding region runs from base 26 to 424 and encodes 132 amino acids. Gene Ontology annotation, biological process: mitochondrial translation.